GUUUUCUCAUCACGCCGGGUUCUGCGGACUGUUUACCAAGGGAUUCCAGUCCGAUCAAAAGCCUGAACACUCGCAGUCUCGUCCACCAUUUCUUGUAAAGAAUUAUUAAACGAUAUAACGAGCCUUGAGAGGAAAAUACACCUUUCCAUCAUUAUCCGAAACUCCAUAUCAAUAAGUCAUGUCGCGGAUAUCUGUAGACGAUGAUCCUCCCCCGUACACGCCUACCACCAAAUCGCCGAGUUCUCCAUCCACGGCACAGUCACAUGCUGCAUCUCAUGCUCUGCCAUUUGACAGUGGCUCCUCCUCUAUGGCUCCAACGGAACGUCAGCUUGAAUAUCCGACCCCAGUGAGCCUGGAUAAGUCACACCAAAGCAAAGGGCUCGGAUUUGGCCCUCCAUCCACAUCGCUGGACGGGUCAGUGCCGCAUUCUUAUUUAUCACCAGUGCCCGAGCGAUUGAGAGCCAUUCGAAGCAGAGACAGCUUCAGCUCAAUACCACCCGACUCCGACUACGUGUUAAACCACAUACCAGGGCGACACUAUUCACCAAACUUACUCUAUUGCCCACAUUGCCACCGAAUGAUUGAACCAAUUAGAAAAGGCCGUCCAUCAGCAUCGACUCAUCUCAAAGCCCUGGCCCUUUUUUUCACCACUGUCUGUGGCGUUGCAUUGCCGUACAUUUAUCACUGGUCAUAUGAUUUAAAUCAGUGUUGUGAAUUUUGUGGCGAGGUUGUUCAGCGUCGACGACAUUAAUGAAGUUGGCAUCAGGCUCGUGUCCAGACGGUAAAUGGUAAAGGAACGGACAUGCAAUGGUAUUCAAAUUACGGGUCAAGAUUUACAGAGUCUUUAAUUUACAAUAAGUCAUAAUAUUGGUGAAUAGUAACAUCUUGAAUACCUCGAGUCACGGCCGUAUAGAACUGGAAACCAUGUCGACUCGAGAAUUG
Molecule: messenger RNA, 942 nt
Organism: Ilyonectria robusta
Lineage: Eukaryota; Fungi; Ascomycota; Sordariomycetes; Hypocreales; Nectriaceae
Exons: 3
Coding region: 179-751 (190 amino acids)
Source: RefSeq, a predicted model, not a curated record